This is a messenger RNA of Adineta ricciae, 948 nucleotides long. The record is from the annotation of a GenBank genome assembly. NCBI's taxonomy places the organism in Eukaryota, Metazoa, Rotifera, Eurotatoria, Adinetida, Adinetidae.
AUGUCUCUGUCACCCGAAUUUUGGAUUUCUCGAACUGCAAACAUCCUAUCCUUAAUCACCGCUUCCUUUGCUCUCUCAAUUCUUCUUUUCGAUCGAUCACUUCGUCAUGCUCUUCAUAACCAUAUCAUUAUCGUUCUCCUCUCUGUCGUCUUCGUACGCAGCGCUUUAAAUCUCUUCUAUAAUAUUUAUAUUAACAUUCUUGCUGAUCUUGCAUGGAAUCCAAUCUUAUAUUAUCUUAUCUGGUUUUUCAUUGACUAUGCGCUGCACACUACGCAGAUCAUCUUGGUUGUUUGGGCAGCGAUCGAACAACACAUACUCAUUUUUCACGAUCAAUGGCUUCGAAUGAGAUCCAAACGUUUUCUCCUUCAUUAUCUGCCCGUUAUUAUCCUACUGACGUAUUCUCUUAUCUUUUUUUCUGUAAUCACAUUUGCUCCAUUCUGUCAAAAUUCAGCGGAUGAUAUUCUUGCUGGAAUUACCACCAAUCCUUGUUCGUUGGAUAAUGAAAUGUUAGGGUCAUGGGAACUUAUUUGUCAUCAUAUUGUCGGAAUAUGUAUCAUAGUUUUGUCCAGUUUAACUCUCAUCGUCCGUAUUAUCAGACAAAAACAACGAUUACAUCGGUCAAUCCAAUGGCGAAAGCAUCGCAAACUGACCAUUCAAAUGUUACUAACUUCAAUGUUCUAUUUAGUUUGCGAUACUCCAUGGGUAACGAUAGUUUUUGCGCUUAGAUACGGCCUUUCCUAUUAUAUAGUAGCAAUACCGUUGACGAAUGCAUUUAUGCUUCGUGAUUAUGUAACACAUAUGUAUCCAUUCAUAUCCAUUCUAUCAUCUUCUGAUCUACGGCAUAAACUGAGACGAAUGGUCCUGUGUUGGAGAAAGCGGCAGGCAAUCCUUCCUGAUGGAACAAUACUGUUAGCAGUAACAAGAAGGAGACAAACAGCGACCAACUAG